AUGGCAACCGAGGCCCGCGAUGCCGCCAUCCGAGAUGCGAAGCGCUAUGUUCGCGAGAUCGUCCGGAACGACUGGGUCUUUGAACCCUCCUCCGAGCCUGGCGUGCCAUCAUUUUCAUCUCCCCCCACUCCCGGCCAAGAUGUCCUACAUUGGCGUCAACGCGAAUAUGACAGCUCCGGCUCCGAGCUAGAACCCCAGCCGUCGCCCGCCAUCAGCCCUGUUGGUGGACAACAACAGCACAAUGCCUCUGAGCUUGCCAGCCCGCUCGGAACCCCGCUCAGUGACGACUCCGAGCGGAGGCGCAAACGGCGCCGCCAGAUGGAGGAGGAAAUGCAAUGGAACAAAGGCCUCCGGACAUGGGUAGAGCGUCGGGACGCGUGGUCUGGAGCUCUCUCAAGGGACGAGAUUCGAGCAAGAGAAGCAAAGACCCAGCAGGCUGCUACGCCUACGACAUCAUCCUCGGAACUACCACAGAAUGCGUCCGUGCCUGCUGCUACCACAGCAGCCACCCCUCCCCUCUCCGCUUCUUCGGCCAAUUCCCAAAACGACCUCGCCCUGCGAACUGAAGCUUCCCUCAGCAUCGCCGAGAACGAUGGCGCGCUCCCACGGCCGCCAUCUCGCGGCGAAGAACCCUCCACAGCAGCAGAACAACCACCCCCGCCUCCCCCCGCAGGGGACGACGAGAACCAAGGUGAAGAGUCUUCUUCCUCCGCAGAUACCGGAUUGACUCAGUCCGACUCUACGCAUCAACAACCCAGUAGCGAAGACCCUUUCAUUCCUGUCGUCUCGUCCCUCAUCUCCAACGACAACCCCAUCCGCGCCUCCAUCACCCCAGCGAUGUACCCAUCCAUUUACUCAAAAGUCGUCAUCCAGGGUCUCACCCCCACUGUGCCGAUCAAUCUGGCAGAUGUAACCAAGGCCAUGGUCCAAGGAUGGAAAUCUGACGGCCAAUGGCCCCCGAAACCUUCCUCAAUCGUGCUCCAAGACACCGCGACGGUGCGGCCCAAACCUGAGGAACCCGCAGAUAAGCCGCCGUCGUCGCCCGAGUCCAAGCGGCGCUCGGGUGUAGCCAGCGCCGUGCGCAAAGUCUUUCACUUUUCAGGCUUUCAUCCCCAUCAUCCGUUCCACCGGAGAGGAUCAAGCAGUCAGCAGAAUGAAGGGGGUGCUGAGGGAGACUAUCACGAUGACUUUGGGUUCGGGUACCGGUUUGGAGGUUCUCAUGACUUAUCAAAUGGACGCUCGCAUGCAUGCAUGCAUCCACACGCAUACAUACAUGCACGGGCGUGCAUAAUUAAUUUGUCAUGCAUAUUGGCUACUGGCACUUUCCUCUUAUCUCACUACCUAGUUUCUUCUCUACCGAUCCCUAACUACCUUCCUCAUUACUAUAUGGCUGGGUUUCCUUCUCUUGCUCUUGCUUCUCAUCCUCCCCUCAUAUCUCAUACCUAUAACUAUCACCUAUAUUCCCUUUCCCCCAUUACUACUCCGAGAUCCAUAUAUGCUCCUCCUACCUAUUGCUUUGUUCGUGUGUUUCCUUUUUUAUCACCCUCUAUUUCACACUGUGAUUCGGACCAUGCCAGCCAGAUGACAGUUUUGAUGGUGUCCUUCUAUAAAUGCCAUGAGCGGGAUGAUAAUGGAACGGAUGUCUCGGUUGAAAAUGAUUGA
Messenger RNA from Aspergillus niger, 1662 nucleotides. RefSeq lists its product as uncharacterized. The transcript is spliced from 3 exons. The coding region runs from base 1 to 1662 and encodes 553 amino acids. Lineage: Eukaryota; Fungi; Ascomycota; Eurotiomycetes; Eurotiales; Aspergillaceae. The record is from RefSeq and is a predicted model, not a curated record.